Messenger RNA from Hyaloscypha bicolor E, 1356 nucleotides. RefSeq lists its product as uncharacterized. Lineage: Eukaryota; Fungi; Ascomycota; Leotiomycetes; Helotiales; Hyaloscyphaceae. Bases 456 to 1115 code for a protein of 219 amino acids. The record is from RefSeq and is a predicted model, not a curated record. The transcript has a single exon.
UCGGUUUCUUGCUCUGGAGGCUCUUACUGUGUUUAUCAUGCACGUCAGACUUCGCCUCGGAGCCGGGAAAUGGGAUGCGGCGGAGGACGCCAUCUCAAGAAAUCGUGAGCACACUCAACUCAGCCCCCAAGCCCAAGUCUUCCGGCUCUUCGUGUCAGAUGAUAACUUGGCUUCACUAUGCUCGAUCAUUGGAAGUUUCGUUGUGCAGCGCUACGUGAGUGAGCACGCAAACACGAUGCUCAGCUCUUGCCAUGGCUUGGCCCUUCCUGUGAGCAUAAGCCUGAUGAUCAGUAAGACUUCUCCAACGUUCACGUAUAUAACACUCAAGAUGUUCCUGCUGGAUGAUAUUCUUUUCAUCCUCAUCACACUCUCAAACCCUCAAACACUCUAACAAUCACCUGAUCUUUCUUUAUACACUUCACAUCCAGCUCAUCUUCACCUCCACCUCAGACAAGAUGUACUUCUCAACCCUCUGCGGAGUCGCUGCUGCCUCCUUGGCAUUGGUCAGUGCCACUCCCAUCCAAAAGCGCUACAACACCUACACCAUCACUUUCAUUGGCGCCGCCGGUGCACAAUACACGGUCCCCGUCCCCUUCGACGGCCAAUCCCACGACACCGGCAACGCGCUCUCCAUCUCCAGCGUCUCGGCCCCAUCCCCGGUUAACAUUGCCGCCCAAUGCAUCCUCGAGACCGUCGACUUCCCCCCCGCGCUCGUCAGCCAAGGCCACGGCGUCUGGACUGUCGGUCCCCCACAGACCGUCCUAUCAAUCUCCUGCACUGAAUCAUCCUCGCCUCCUCCUCCACCACCAUCAACAGACUACGUAACCAUCGAGUUCGACGGCGCGGACCCAUCGCUCGGCGCCAAGUUCAGCCUGCAAAUCCCGCUUGAUGGCGCUGCUCACAAUGUCAACAAUGCGCUCUCUAUCUCGGCUGUUGUCGAGACCUAUGGAAGCAUCGAUCUGAGCACCAACUGCAAGUUCGUCGGUGUCGAUUCGAACAAAGGCCCUGCGGCCGCACCAGUCCUGGCUCCUGCUGGCAGCAACAGAUGGCAGGUUGGCCCGCCUCAGACGAUUCUGAGUGUGGCCUGCUUCUUGCAUGCCAACCCCGGCCACUAGAUCCGCACUUUUGUGAGAGGAAUGGCUUACGAAUGGAUGAAUUGGGAUAGAUGGCGCAGAUUAGGGUUUUAAUCAGUCUGAAAAACGGAUAUUGCAUCAAUUGGGCAUUUGGGUUUGGAUUUGGAUUGCAUUUAGCACUAAUCGGGCAUUGGGCGGUGCAUUAAACAGUCCUUGCAUUUGCUUUGCAGCGCCUCCUUCAGCUGAGUGGUUAGAAAUAAAAUACCACACCUUUCAAGAUCCA